Messenger RNA from Ambispora leptoticha, 129 nucleotides. Lineage: Eukaryota; Fungi; Glomeromycota; Glomeromycetes; Archaeosporales; Ambisporaceae. The record is from the annotation of a GenBank genome assembly.
AUGAGCAUUCUCGCAAUAUCGUCAAGAACGUUCAUAGUCAUUAUGUCUGUGGCCACGGGCUUAGGUGCCGGCGUGGAACAUCCGAAUAAAACUUCGAAGAACGUUCAUGGUUUGAAACCGUGGCCAUGA